AUGGGCCCCUAUGUACCCCCAGGCCAAUCGCCACCGUUCGAAGUAGUCGAUGACUUUCACCAUGGCGCAUGGAUUAUCAUUACAGUGGCCUUGGGGCUGGUUGUGUCACUCGUCUGUUUCUUAAUUCGACUAUACGUCCGAUUAUUGCUGAUGCCGCCUUUCGCGCGAGAUGAUAUCGUCCUUUUGGGUGCAACAGCUAUCGGCAUCAUCCAAUCAAUCCUAGUCUUUUACGCCUGCUCCCGUGGCUUCGGCACAUCACUCACUUUACUAAACGAAUCACAACUCGAUCAGGUCCAAACAUUAAUUGCUACAAGCGAUAUGUUUGCAUUGAUAGUGAUCUAUCUCUCGAAAUGCUGCGUCGUUGCUAUCUAUCUUCGUCUUACGCCCCAAAAACCACAUAAUUGGGCUUCGUGGGCGACAUUCGCAUUGUGUACGGCUUGGCUUAUACCUGCUGUUCUUAUUCUGCUAGUCAAUUGUGAACUUAAUCGCCCGUGGAGGAUACAGGGUGGACAGUGUCGAAAUUUGUAUCAACGAUGGCAAUUCAUAGCCGCUGUGGACAUCAUCACGGAGAUUAUUAUCUUCUCACUGGCUGUCGCUCUUCUCAAAGGACUAUUCAUGUCUGUUAAACGCAAGCUUGGAAUUGGCUUUGCGUUUAUAUUCCGAUUUCCUCUAAUAGUAUUCGCCCUCCUCCAUAUGUCUUCACUCCACUCCGCCCUCGCCGACAACGACGUUACCCUCGCCGCCGUCGAACCUACCCUCUGGCUCCAGGUCGAAGUCCACUAUGCCCUCGUCGCGUGCAGCGUCUUCUGUCUCCGCCCAUUUAUGGCUGCCGUAAGUACCAAUUAUGGAACUGCAGGGGACUCUAGCUUGGAAAGCAGUGGCUAUGCCUCGCGGUCGAGGGGGACAAAGGGGAGUUCAAAGUCUGGAUCUGGAUCUGGCUCGAAUGCAGAUUCUAGAUCUAGGUCUUUGUCUCGCGUUCGGAGAAAGAGAGCAGGGACGGCGACGGGGGCUUUGCCGAGGUCGGCUUCGAAGGAAGCGCUAUGUCGAGAUGGAUGUGUUGAUGACGAUGCAGUUCGUUUAGAGAAUCGACAGAAGAGACAAUCUGUCAAAAUGCAUGGGGCUGGUGGUGGUGGGACGAUACGAGUGCCUGUUCGCCGAUCUUUGUUUUCUCUUGGAGGUUCUAGUAACGCUGCCAAAGUUGAUAAAGGCAAGGCUGGAGUGCGGGAUCAGGGAGGCUCUGCUCUAGAGUUUGAGUCCGAUGCGCUGGAGCUUAUGCCUCAGUUACAUAGACAAUAUGCUCGUACAGAGGAGGGGCCUGCUGAGAACGAGGACCCGGACAAGAUGGUUAUUCGGAAAGAAGUGCAGUACUCCGUUCAGUUUGAACGAGGGGGAGGGCUCGAAGCAGGUCUCGACUGA
Messenger RNA from Penicillium pulvis, 1416 nucleotides. RefSeq lists its product as uncharacterized. NCBI's taxonomy places the organism in Eukaryota, Fungi, Ascomycota, Eurotiomycetes, Eurotiales, Aspergillaceae. Bases 1 to 1416 code for a protein of 471 amino acids. The transcript has 5 exons. The record is from RefSeq and is a predicted model, not a curated record.